Psammomys obesus (fat sand rat) is the source of this 5837-nucleotide messenger RNA. It is a transcript of the gene Vps36, whose product is annotated as vacuolar protein sorting 36 homolog. Bases 37 to 1197 code for a protein of 386 amino acids. The transcript is spliced from 14 exons. Gene Ontology annotation, molecular function: phosphatidylinositol-3-phosphate binding; ubiquitin binding. The record is from RefSeq and is a predicted model, not a curated record. Gene Ontology annotation, cellular component: ESCRT II complex; late endosome membrane. NCBI's taxonomy places the organism in Eukaryota, Metazoa, Chordata, Mammalia, Rodentia, Muridae. Gene Ontology annotation, biological process: protein transport to vacuole involved in ubiquitin-dependent protein catabolic process via the multivesicular body sorting pathway.
CACCGGCGAGCGGCGGCGGCCGGCCGGGCGGCGGCCAUGGACCGCUUCGUGUGGACCAGCGGCCUCCUGGAGAUCAACGAGACGCUGGUGAUCCAGCAGCGCGGGGUGCGCGUCUACGACGGCGAGGAGAAGAUAAAAUUUGAUGCUGGGACUCUUCUUCUUAGUACACACCGGCUGAUUUGGAGAGACCAGAAAAAUAAUGAGUGCUGUAUGGCCAUUCCCCUGUCCCAGAUUGUGUUCAUUGAGGAGCAGGCGGCUGGAAUCGGGAAGAGUGCCAAAAUCGUGGUUCAUCUGCACCCAUCUCCUCCUAACAAAGAGCCGGGUCCGUUCCAGAGCAGUAAGAACUCCUACAUCAAACUGUCCUUCAAAGAGCAUGGCCAGAUUGAGUUUUACAGGCGUUUAUCAGAGGAAAUGACACAGAGAAGAUGGGAAAACGUGCCAGUUUCUCAGUCAUUACAAACAAAUAAAGGACACCAGCCAGGAAGAGUAAGAGCUGUAGGAAUUGUAGGCAUUGAGAGGAAACUUGAAGAAAAAAGAAAAGAAACCGACAAAAACAUUUCUGAGGCCUUUGAAGACCUUAGCAAGCUAAUGAUCAAGGCUAAGGAAAUGGUGGAGUUAUCAAAAUCUAUCGCUAAUAAGAUUAAAGAGAAGCAAGGUGAUGUCACAGAAGAUGAGACCAUCAGGUUUAAGUCCUACUUGCUGAGUAUGGGAAUAGCCAACCCAGUUACCAGGGAAACGUAUGGCUCAGGCACGCAGUACCACAUGCAGCUGGCCAAACAGCUGGCUGGAAUAUUACAGGCCCCUUUAGAGGAACGUGGGGGAAUAAUGUCACUCACAGAGGUGUACUGCUUAGUCAACCGAGCCCGAGGAAUGGAAUUGCUCUCACCAGAAGAUUUAGUGAAUGCGUGCAAGAUGCUAGAAGCACUGAAAUUACCUGUCAGGCUCCGGGUUUUUGACAGUGGUGUCAUGGUGAUUGAACUUCAGACCCACAAGGAAGAGGAAAUGGUGGCCGCAGCCCUGGAGACGGUUUCAGAACGGGGAUCAUUAACAUCGGAAGAGUUUGCCAAGCUUGUGGGGAUGUCUGUCCUCCUGGCUAAAGAAAGGCUGCUUCUCGCAGAGAAGAUGGGCCACCUUUGCAGAGAUGACUCCGUGGAAGGCUUGCGCUUUUACCCAAACUUAUUUAUGACACAGAAUUAAGAAUUUUGUAUCUGAAAUAUGUUUUGCCAAUAUGCUUGCAUUAUACCAAGCUCAUAUGACAUCGUGCUAAGAGAUAAACCCAAAUAAACGAAGAAUUUGUUAGAACUUCACAGUAAAAUAUAAAACUCUUAACCUUUCCCUAAAAUUAUGCUCUCAGAAACUUAUUUAGAGUACAUACAGGAAAAUACAGAAAAAUGAAUAUGAAUAUUCAUUUAUAGUCAUGUUGUAGUUGUAUAGAACUCUUAGAAUUUAACUUGAAAUGUGGUUGAUUUUAAUUUGAUCUUUGAAUUUAGGUCCAUUCGGGAGGAAGAGGUGAAGUUGCAUGUUUGGGCAGAUCAGAUAAUCAUUUUGCUGUGGCUAAACUUCCCUGAAUUGUAACUGUUUUUCUUUGCAUCUGAUGCACCCAUCUUUGGGACAUUCAUGAAGGAAUUAAUAGCUGCACUGUAGCUUCAGAACUGAUGGCACUGAAAAAAAUCAAACUGUAGAAUGCUGAAACAGGCUCUUCCUUGGGGGCUCUUGAGGCAGACUUAGACAUGUCUACCCAACCAAAUAAGAUACCUUUGAACAAGGAGAGGCUAGGAUCUGUUCGGCUUACUUGGAGAGUGCUUGCCUAGGCUUUCAGACCUCUCACCCAAAUAAUGGGGGAAAGAGAGAGUUUUUAAGUGAUAAUUUAAUGACUGGCAUUUCAAAUACUGCAGCAGUAUCAUUUUGUUUAUGAAAUGUGGAUUUUGAAACAGAAUUAAAGAGCGGUAUAGACACACCCAGAGCUGUAAUUACAAGUCGGAGAAUUGGAAGGGCAUUUACUGCAUAGGACCUAAAGUGUUGUUCUGCCCGGAAGCUCAGGGUGUGAAACAGGAAAUAGAAAAGUUAACAGAUCUCCUGUCUCUUCUCACAGGGAGUCUCUACCCUCAACUGGAAACAUAUUCCUGUCAUAGUCCAGCCAUUUGCCUUUCUCCUAUGCCCUGCAUGUUAUCCACUGUGUGGAGAAAGCUCCCAACUAAACAAAACUGGUUAAUAUCACCCACAGGUCACUGGAGCUUUUAAGUAGGUUGCCUGACUUCAGUUGUGUAGCAUGUUGACAUUACCUCAAACUCAGGGAGCCCACAGGACAAAGACUUUCGGAGGCUGAGCUGGAAGUGGGAGGGUGGCGAUAGUGUCACGUUGGAAGCACAGGGAGAGAUGCCCUGGCACACUUUCUGGGGGCCCGAGGAGCCUCCUGCCUGAGGUGGAGGUUACUCAGAUGCCCUGUGGAAAAGGGCCAUGUCAUCAGCUGCAAACCAGGGGGCCGCACUCCUCAUCGCUUCCUGGAAAGUGGCCGCCAUUGCUUCUGUCCUCCUGUGUUGUGACAAUGCUGUGGCCACGGCUGCCUCCUUAGUGUUGUCUUUCAGAUCUGUCACUGCCCCAAAUCACCUCAUUGUUUAUCUCAGGUUUACUUUAGGAUUAAGUUUGUGUUGGCUACUAAAUCUUCUCGGGGUUGGGUAAACCAUCAUGUCAGAUCAUCAGUAAGUCUCACCUCUCUGGGCUGCGCAUAGUCUGUCACAUGGCUCUGAUAGACCUACACACAGACACACGCACAUACACACCACACAUACCUGACUGAGGUUCUUAAAGUCAACAGUCACUGAUAAUCUGUGUUACCACUUGGAUUGGUUGUAAGAUUUUAGGCUGUAGGAGCUGCUGGAUCUAGCUCUAAUGUUUGGAUUCAUCACAACAAACAUGUAAUACAUCUGUUUAUUCGGUGUGACAAUAGAUUAACAAAAGUGGAGCAGUCAGGUUUGUCGAACAUGAAGUAAAGAUGAAUAAAAGUGAUGUAUAUAUACUUUGAAAAAGUCACGUUGAUUAAAAACAAAAUGAUUGUUUGGUUUUUUAUUAUUUGUUUUUUAAAAUCACUGUUUCCAUUCCUUGGUUUAUCUUUUUGGCUUUUCUGGCCAAGUGUGUUGCUUUGGUCCUUGUAGUCCAGGCUGUGUUUGAAUACAAACCAGUCAAGCCCUAGGUGCAAAAAUGUUCUGCUUUGGUGCUCAUCGCUGUAAUUUUUGUCCUCCUAACUUUGUUCUUAGGAGCAUGAAUAUGUACAUUUAUGAUAAUGAGAUGCUUUAGUCACUGUCAAGAAAAUAAUUUACCUUGUAUAAUUGAAGUCUCUUCACAGUUAGAUGAUCGGCAUUGGUGUAUAUAUAGUAUGAUUAUUCUAAAAUUUUAAGCUGAUUUUCUUAACUUGAUGUUCUUUUUAAAAGUCUCUGUAAGAUACAUGAAAAUGAUAAACAUUUAGUCCUACUAAACCAGUAUGAGAAGUUUUCUAUUUUAUAAUCAAGCAUUGCUUAUUGGUUUUCUUUGAGAUUUUAUAAUUUAGUUAUCCUUAAAAAUGUGAAAUGAGUUAUGAGCUUUUAAAAACUCUUGACUAAGAUCUCACUGUGGACCACAUGCAUUCGAAUGGGUCUGUUACUAUAUAGUCCCGGUUACUGGACUAAGCAGACCAGAACGUGUUCGGCAUUUUCACAGGCAAGCACUUCAUGGUUGUGUUUUCCCCAGCAACCUCUGCAUCUUCACUUUGGUACAAUGGAGUCACAACUCGUUAGGUGACUGACUAGCUCUUAAAAACUACCCAAGGUCAAAAUCAAGCAUGUUCAGAAUGACUCUCAAAAAGCCUCUUUUAAAUUGUCUUACAAAGUGAAUCCUGGAACAUGAUAUGUAGGUAUGAAUUUGUUAUGCAUACAGUAAACACAGUAAUACAUGGUGAUGCGCAUGCCAACAGUGGACUUUUAACAACACUUACACUGUUUAAACGUGUACUGCCCUUUUGGCCAAUAGAUAGAUGAAUUUAUGCAAAUUUGUUGUUAAUCCUCUCUUUUAUGAUAGACCUAGAGUGCAAGCUUCACAAAGACAGAUGUUUGCGACUUGGAUGUAUUCCCCAGUCUUUUGCCACACAGUAAUCAUUCAAUAAAUACUGACUGAGUAAAUAAUCUUGAGAUGUAUAAAUACAUCUACACUUUAACUCAUCCAGUUUAGUUAAAAAGACUUUUUUUCUAGAAUACAUAGCUAUGUAAGAAACUCUGAGAAGAAUGUGGCCUCAUUGGGAGAACAGCCAUGGAGGCAGCCGUCACUGAACACAUAGAAACUGCGGCCUGUACCAUCCUGCCUGGUUUAAAUGAUCUUUAAUGUUUUUGUAUUUUUCUUAUUUUUAUUAGUUCUGUGAUAGUUUCAUACAAUCUAUUUUGAUCAUAAGCACCCCCUUUUUCUCCUCCCAGAUCCAACCCCCUUCUUUCCCUGCCCACUCAUCUUUUUGUUCUCUCUCAUGAACUUGUUUCUGGCAUGUGCCUUGGUCUGUCCAGACUUUCCUUACUGAUUUCCACUCACCCAGAAUAACCUAAAUCAUAGCAUACCCUGCACCAUUUAACCUGCCAUAGAAAAACCUGUCUCCUGUAUAUAUAGCUGUAUUUUUAAAGUUUGUAAAAGUUGCUGUCUGCCCCAUACAUUUAACUGUAUCUUUUUCUUCUAACUGCUGCUUUGAGGCCACAAGAAAAUAGAGUUUCUCUAAGUUCAAAGAUUGCCAGUCGUCACAGCCUGUAUAGCUUCAGUUCUAGAACCCAGGCUAGGGGUGGAGAGGGAAUGAGGAAAAGAACACACCCACAGAUAUGUGUGCAGUGAAGCUGGGAUCUGGUGGAUCCGGUGGAGCUCUCUAACCACUGCCAUCACAACCCAUGACCUCAGCAUGUUGGGAGGAGGAGUUAGCUAGUCUCCAAUCUCACCUCUGCAGGUGAAGUCUCAGGCCACAGCUGCUAGUCUGUACGCACUGAUCAUUAUUCAUAGAUGCUCAUAUUCGGGCUCCUGAGGAAAGCUUUGCCAUUCCUCUUGAGCCUGACCUGUAUAGGUAACAGCUCUGCCGAUUUAUAACAGGCCAUUUGGCUUUGGAGUCGUCAACCAGGCUGUGUCCAUGGCAAAACACAUUCAUUCAGGACUUUAGUCAUUUGGGGCGUCCUCCACACCAGACAGUCACAUAGCGCUUCCUUUGAUGCUUCCCUGUCCUAGACUGACCACUGAAAGUUCAUCUCUGAUUGUUAGCUUCACUAAGUGACUCUUUGGCCUAACACUUGCCUCCUUCUAAAAGGCUUCACAGCUCAGCCAGUCUGAGAUCUGCCCUGUCUUACUCCAGUUCUGAGGUGUGAGCUAUAUCCACAGUGUAAGAGGCACUCCUGGAGAGUCAGAUUGCUCACAGACCUUGCUUUCGCCAGCUGCUGUUACAGUGUGAAAACUGGGUCACUUAUGUUCUUCCUGUGUCCUGCUGUGAAAUUGUUGAGUUGUAAUUUCCAGAUCAUUGCUUAUUUAAACAAAGAGCAUUUGUAUACAGGUGGUUAUUGAGUGUAUACAUUUUACAAUUGCACAGGUCACCAGAAUAUUUGCUGACUCAGAAAGAGCUGAGUGAGCCGGGCUUAGAACCCUGGGCCCUCUGAGUAUGCUAGGUUAAAUGCUUGUUCACUGAGCUACAUUCGGAGCUACAUUCAUUGUAUGAUAAAAGCCAGUUUGAGAUCAGUGCUGGCAUCAUACCACUGUCCUUCAGAAAGCUUUUCCUUCCUUUUAUGUUGCCUGUAUUUCAGACAAGAUUUUUGUUGUAUUUGUCUAAUAAAGACAGCAAUACUGUGUCUUCA